Molecule: messenger RNA, 2311 nt
Organism: Dipodomys spectabilis (banner-tailed kangaroo rat)
Lineage: Eukaryota; Metazoa; Chordata; Mammalia; Rodentia; Heteromyidae
Gene: Creb3l1
Product: cAMP responsive element binding protein 3 like 1
Exons: 12
Coding region: 73-1626 (517 amino acids)
Biological process (GO): regulation of transcription by RNA polymerase II
Molecular function (GO): cAMP response element binding; DNA-binding transcription factor activity, RNA polymerase II-specific
Source: RefSeq, a predicted model, not a curated record
GGCUGGGCUCAGCGGCCGCCCUGGAGUGAGCGAAGCCCAGCCAGCCGAAGGGGAUCCCCGAAGUCCGCCGCGAUGGACGCGGUCCUGGACCCCUUCCCAGCUGACAGGCUGUUCCCCGGGUCCAGCUUCCUGGACUUGGGGGACCUGAACGAGUCGGAUUUCCUCAACAAUGCGCACUUUCCAGAGCACCUGGACCACUUCGUGGAAAACAUGGAGGAUUUCUCAAAUGACCUGUUCAGCAGUUUCUUUGAUGACCCUGUGCUGGGUGAGAAGAGCCCUCUGCUGGACAUGGAACUGGACUCCCCCACGCCAGGCAUCCAGGCGGAGCACAGCUACUCCCUGAGCGGGGAUUCUGCGCCUCAGAGCCCCCUAGUGCCCGUUAAGAUGGAGGACACCACCCAUGACGUGGAGCAUGGUGCUUGGGCACUGGGUCACAAACUGGCAAUCAUGGUGAAACAGGAGCAGAACCCAGAGCUGCCUAUGGACCCUCUGGCCGCCUCCUCAGCCAUGGCUGCUGCUGCUAUGACCACCACCCCUCUGCUGGGCCUCAGCCCCUUGUCCAGGCUGCCCAUCCCCCACCAGGCUCCAGGAGACAUGGCUCAACUGCCAGUGAUCAAAGCAGAGCCCCAGGAGGUGAACCAGUUCCUUAAAGUGACACCAGAAGACCUGGUACAGAUGCCUCCGACGCCCCCCAGCAGCCACGGCAGUGACAGCGAUGGCUCCCAGAGUCCCCGCUCUCUGCCCCCCUCCAGCCCUGUCCGGCCCAUGGCCCGCUCCUCCACGGCCAUCUCCACCUCCCCGCUCCUCACUGCCCCUCAUAAAUUGCAGGGGACCUCGGGGCCACUGCUCCUGACCGAGGAGGAGAAGCGGACCCUGAUCGCCGAGGGCUACCCCAUCCCCACCAAGCUGCCCCUCACCAAAGCAGAGGAGAAGGCCUUGAAGAGAGUCCGGAGGAAAAUCAAGAACAAGAUUUCUGCCCAGGAAAGCCGGCGUAAGAAGAAAGAGUACGUGGAAUGUCUAGAAAAGAAGGUGGAGACAUUUACAUCAGAAAACAAUGAGCUGUGGAAGAAAGUGGAGACGCUGGAGAAUGCCAACAGGACCCUGCUCCAGCAGCUGCAGAAACUCCAGACUCUGGUCACCAGCAAGAUCUCCAGACCUUACAAGAUGGCUGCCACCCAGACUGGAACCUGCCUCAUGGUGGCAGCUCUGUGCUUCGUUUUGGUGUUGGGCUCCCUUGUGCCUUGCCUUCCUGAGUUCUCCUCUGGCUCACAGACUGUGAAGGAAGACCCCAUUGCCACUGACAGUGUCUACACAGCCAGUCAGAUGCCCUCCCGAAACCUCCUGUUCUAUGACGAUGGGGUGGGCUCCUGGGAAGAAGGCCAUGGAGCCCUGCUGCCUGUGGAACCCCCAGAAGGCUGGGAGAUCAAGCCAGGGGAGCCAGCAGAGCAGCGGCCCGAGGACCACCUGCAGCAUGACCACCCGGACAGCACCCACGAGACCACAAAGUACCUGAGUGAGGCCUGGCCAAAGGACAGCGGCAAUGGCACCAGUCCCAACUUCUCCCACACCAAGGAGUGGUUCCAAGACAGGGAUCUGGGCCCCAACACCACCAUCAAACUCUCCUAGGCUGAUCCAAGACUCAGGACACAGGACGGACCCCUUGGCUCCCAGAAGAGGCGUUCUCUGGCUCACUGACCCCAAUCCAGCUUGUACCCCUGCCCUGGGGCUUCCUACUCCAGGAGAAGGGCUCUGCUUCUCCCCAACCCUCCCCAGCCCAUAUGGCGGCUGGGGCCUCUAUGUGCCCCCAGUAUUUGGACUGUUCCCUUGGGCUAACCACUCUGUUCUCCCCUCCUCCCUCCCACAACCAUCCGUCCUCAGAUAAACCACUCACUGGUACCCUCCCUCCCAUUAAACUCCCACCACCACAGCCCCCUGCUCCUCCUCAUACACACACACACACACACACACACACACGCACACAUGCACACACCCCAUCCCACCUCCCACUGUACAGAGACCAAGAACAGAAAUUGUUUGUAAAUAAUGAACCUUAUUUUUUAUUAUUGCCAACCCCCUAAGAUAUUGUAUUUUACAAAUCUUCUUCCCACCGUCUCCUUCCCUUGUUUUAUAUUUUACAAAGUCAGUGCGGGCUUUGCUCUUCCCUGGCCUGGCACAGAGGGCAUCACCCCUACACACAUACACACACAGACCCUCUCCUGGCCUUUCCUGCCACUGCUGCCCAAGUUGCUGGGCCUUUUUAAUUGCCAGACCGCUCCCUUCCACUAGCUCAGCACAUGCUUUAAGAAGGCAA